Molecule: messenger RNA, 1887 nt
Organism: Periconia digitata
Lineage: Eukaryota; Fungi; Ascomycota; Dothideomycetes; Pleosporales; Periconiaceae
Source: the annotation of a GenBank genome assembly
AUGUCAUCAAUCCCUGUGGCACGGGUCAUAGCUAAACGCGGGCCAACGCACGGGCCCUCGGCCCCAGAUUGGUCUCGACAAUUGAUUAACAUCUAUCUGGCUUUCCCGACGCUCAAGAACCAAAGGUGGCCACUUCAACCACAAUCCCUUCAACAGCUUACCCUACAUAUAAACUCCUGCGCCGACGCCGCUCGGCACCUCCUUCUGUCCACGCUUCCUUCAGUUGCACAACCCCCCCUCCACCCCCCUUUGCAGUCUGGCAGUGCACAGUGUCGCUCACUCGUUCGACCUUCAUCACGCACACAGACACCUUGUCGCAACAUGAUACUGCGACUUUCCUCCCUGGCUCUGGGCCUCCUCUCCACCGCGCCGCUCGCCCACGCUCUCUCAGCCGCCGAUAUUCCCUCCGAUAUCCCCGUUUCGCAGCUGAUCAAAGAUGCCGGCGUCAAGCUCGCUACGGGAGACUCCCAAGAUGCCCUCGUCUACUUUGAUGUCGCCAUCGCUCGCGAUCCCCGAAACUAUCUUACCUUCUUCCGCCGCGGUGCUGCUUACCUGUCCCUCGGCAGAACAAACCAGGCGCAACAGGACUUUGAGAAGGUGCUGGAGCUGAAGCCUGGUUUUGAAGGCGCAUUGGUCCAGAGGGCUAAAAUAAGAGCGAGGAAGGCCGAAUGGGCUGCCGCGCGCAUGGAUUACGAGGCUGCCGGCAAAGCAGACGAAAUCGCCCAGCUCGAUGAAGCCGAGCGCGCAUCGGCAGCGGCAAAGGACGCGGAAGAGAAGGGCAAGUGGGACGAUUGUAUUUCGGAAGCGGGAACAUCCAUCAUCGUUGCCGGUGCAGCCUACGACAUACGCAAGACUCGAGCAAGGUGUCGAUUCGAAAAGGGUGAGGUGAUUGAGGGCAUCAGCGACUUGCAGCACCUUCUACAGAUCAACAAGGGCGACAUCCAGCCGCAUCUGCAGAGCUCUGCCAUGGCCUUCUACUCAUUAGGAGAGCCGGAUAAGGGCGUUCAACAUAUUGCCCGGUGCCUUCAGUCAGAUCCCGAUAACAAGACUUGUAUGAAGUUGAGACGACGAGAGAAGAAUUUGGACAAGCAGUUAAAGAAGGUUCGCCAACACUUCGAGAAGAGACAGUUCGCGACCGCCUCCAGGUUGUUGGUCGACCGCGGCGAGGAAGAGCCUGGCUUGCUGAAGGAAGUCAAGCAAGAUUUCGACGAGUAUGUCGAACUAGGCUACAUCUACAAGAGCUCGCCCCAGGGUCUAUACCGGGAAUUGGUAGAGCAGACUUGCGAAGCCUACAUCGAAAUGAACAAUCUCAAGAAGGGAACGCAGUAUUGCAAAGAGGCUUUGGAAAUGAAUCCCGAGUCGCUUCACGGCUUGAUCCACAAGGGACAGCUAGAACUGGAAGCCGACGACUUCGAAGAGUCGAUCCGUACACUGGAGGCGGCCAAGGAACAUCACGGACAAAACCAGAAAGUCCAAGAGCUGCUCCGCAAGGCGCACACGCUACUGAAGCGGUCCAAACAGAAGGACUAUUACAAGGUCCUGGAUAUCGGCCGUGAUGCCGAUGAUCGCACGAUCAAGAAAGCAUACCGGAAAAUGUCCAAAAUUUACCACCCCGACAAGGCUGCCGCACAAAAUCUCACCCCCGAAGAAGCUCAGAAGAAGAUGGCGGCCAUCAACGAAGCCUAUGAAGUCCUUUCCAACCCCGAGCUGAAGGAACGCUUCGACAACGGGGACGACCCCAACAACCCGGAGCAACAGCAGGGUGGGAACCCCUUCCACGGGUCACCAUUCGGUGGCGGCGGCGGGAACUUCUUCUUCCAGCAGGGCGGCGGUUUCCCCGGGGGCAGUGCGCAAUUCAAGUUUCAGCAAGGCUUCGGCGGGUUUUAG